CCCACAUUGAAGAAAUCAAUCUUCAACAUGCCUCCACACAAAAACAUCAAUCCUCCAGGACAAGAAACAUGGUCCCAUGGUCCCUCGUAUCCCCCGCCUCACGAGGCAUUGGCUUUGCCAUCGCUAGGCGAAUUCUCCAGACCACAAACGCACCCCUGGUAGCCACAGCACGCAAAGACCUCGCCGGCACAAAACAUAAACUCCUAGAUGGCUUAGAUGUGGACGAGAAUAGACUGACGAUGCUUGAGGUUGAUGUUCUAGAUGAGGAUACAAUAUCCAAUGCCGCUGCGGCAUGCAAAGAAAGAUUCCCGACUCCAAUCAAUCAACUACAAUUGGCCUUCAUAGUCCCCGGCAUGCUCCACCCCGAAAAGUCCCCCGCCCAAAUCGACGCCUCCUCCGCGCUUCUCACCUUCCGCACCAACACCCUCGGCCCCAUGCUCAUGGUCAAGCACUUCUCUCCCUUCCUCCCCAAAAAGAAAGCCAUCCAGCCCGAAGAGCACGACCUCCAGGGCCUCCCUCCUACAGCUGCUAUGGCCCUCAUGUCCGCCCGCGUAGGCAGCAUCUCUGACAAUGCGCUUGGCGGGUGGUACUCGUACCGCGCCUCCAAGGCCGGCGUCAAUCAGGUCGUCAAGACAUUCGAUAACCAUCUUCGCACCUCUUCAGGAGACAGAGCGAUAAGCGUGGCGCUGCAUCCGGGGACGGUGAAGACGGAGUUCAGUAAAGAGUUCUGGGGCGGGGUCAAGCAGGGGAAAUUGUUCGAGAAGGAGUUUGUGGCGGAGAGGUUGGUGGAGGUGGUAAUGGGGGUGGGGGUCGAGGGGAGGGGAAAGUGCUGGGAUUGGGAGGGCAAGGAGGUGCUGCCUUGA
This is a messenger RNA of Paraphaeosphaeria sporulosa, 863 nucleotides long. Its product is annotated as NAD(P)-binding protein. The record is from RefSeq and is a predicted model, not a curated record. The transcript has 2 exons. Lineage: Eukaryota; Fungi; Ascomycota; Dothideomycetes; Pleosporales; Didymosphaeriaceae. The coding region runs from base 69 to 863 and encodes 264 amino acids.